Acanthisitta chloris (rifleman) is the source of this 1128-nucleotide messenger RNA. RefSeq names its product NEDD4 binding protein 3 (gene N4BP3). The transcript is spliced from 3 exons. The annotation marks the transcript as partial. Lineage: Eukaryota; Metazoa; Chordata; Aves; Passeriformes; Acanthisittidae. Gene Ontology annotation, cellular component: cytoplasmic vesicle. The record is from RefSeq and is a predicted model, not a curated record.
CCUGCCCAGAGCCAGUUCAGCGCCUCCAUGGGCCACAUCAACCACAUUGGGGGCUCCUUGGACAGGGUUUCCCGGAGCCCCAGGGACCCCCUGGCUCCCGAGAAAGUGCCCCUGUCCUGCAAGAGCAUGGCCACACUGAGCAGGCUGCAGAGCCCUGGGGAGCCUCCACCGCCCUACGAGUUCUCCUACUCACUGGAGGAUGCAGUGAAGCAGCUGGAGGACAGGCUACAGGAGACAGGAGGGGAGCUGCGGCAGCUCAAGAGGAGCCUCAGUGAGACUGAAGAUCCCUUCACACAGGCGUUUGAGGACAAGCAGCGGCUGUGGCUGGAUGAGCUGGAGGACCUGAAGCAGAUGUACAUGGCGCGGCUGCAGCAGGUGAUGCAGCAGGCGCAGCGCGGGCAGCGAGCGCUGCAGCUGCAGCUCUACAAGGCACAGCAGGAGAAGAAGCGGCUGCAGGAGGAGCUGAGCCUGCAGCAGUGCCAGUGUGAGGAGUCCAAGCUCCGGCAGAACCAGGGCGAGCGUGGCAGCCCCAAGGCGGAGGAGACCAAGUGGGAGGUGUGCCAGAAGGCAGCAGAGAUCUCCCUGCUGAAGCAGCAGCUCCGCGACACCCAGGAUGAGAUGGCCCAGAAGCUGGGGGAGAUCUUCAGCCUGAAGACACAGCUGCGGGAGGCCAAGGCGGAGGUCCAGGCGAGGGACUCGCAGCUGGCACAGCUGGCAGACUCCUUGCAGAGCCCCCAGGAGCCCAGCACCUUGCUGCCACUGGGAGAUGACCCCAUGCCGUCCUGCCAGGACUUCCCUGGCUGCGAAACUGAUGACUCCAAGUGCCGUGGUCUCCACAGCGACACGGCAGAGCCCCUGGAGCGGCAGGUGGAGUGGCUGUGGGCAGAGCUGCUGCGGGAGCGGCGUCAGGGCCAGCUGCAGGCUGUGAACUUUGAGCUGGAGAGGAAAACCUGGCAGGAGGAGAAGGAGAAGGUGCUGAGGUACCAGCGGGAGCUCCAGGCUAGCUACAUGGAGAUGUACCACCGGAGCCAGGCGCUGGAGCGGGAGCUGCGGCAGCUGCGCUCGGAGCCCAGGGAUGUCGGGAAUGACUCGCCCUGGAUCGAGCGGGUGGAGUCCUCCAAGAUCUGA